Lagenorhynchus albirostris (white-beaked dolphin) is the source of this 959-nucleotide messenger RNA. RefSeq names its product ras-related protein Rab-5A-like. The transcript has a single exon. Bases 1 to 648 code for a protein of 215 amino acids. The record is from RefSeq and is a predicted model, not a curated record. Lineage: Eukaryota; Metazoa; Chordata; Mammalia; Artiodactyla; Delphinidae. Gene Ontology annotation, molecular function: GTPase activity; GTP binding.
AUGGCUAAUCGAGGAGCAACAAGACCUAACAGGCCAAAUACUGGAAAUAAAACAUGUCAGUUCAAACUAGUACUUCUGGGAGAGUCUGCUUUUGUCAAAUCGAGCCUAGUGCUUUGUUUUGUGAAGGGCCACUUUCAUGAAUUUCAAGAGAGUACCACGGGGGCUGCUUUUCUAGCCCACACUGUGUGUCUUGAUGACACAACAGUAAAGUUUGAAAGGUGGGAUACAGCUGGUGAAGAAAAAUACCAUAGCCUAGCACCCAUGUACUACAGACGAGCGCAAGCAGCCAUAUUUGUAUAUGAUGUCACCAACGAGGAGUCCUUUGUCAGAGCCAAAAACUGGGUUACAGAACUUCAGAGGCAAGCCAGUCCUAACAUUGUAAUAGCUUUAUCAGGAAACAAGGCUGACCUCGCCAAUAAAACAGCUGUCAAUUUCCAGGAAGCACAGUCCUAUGCAGAUGACAACAGUUUAUUAUUUCUGGAGAAAUCAGCUAAAACAUCAAUGAUUGUAAAUGAAAUAUUCAUGGCAAUAGCUAAAAAGUUGCCAAAGAAUGAACCACAGAAUCCAGGAGCACAUUCUGCCAGAGGAAGAGGAGUAGACCUUACUGAACCCACGCAGCCAACCAGGAGUCAGUGCUGUAGUAACUAAACCUCCAGUUUAAACUAACUGGAAUGUUCUUCUGCUUCCUAAUUGUUAAUAACAGUGGAAUUGGAGCAUUUAACCAGCCCAGUAUGACUUCCAAAAAGAAGAGACUUACAAUAGGCAAGUUUCUAAUACAGAAUUAUUUUAAGUGUUUUGAACUUAAUUUUUAAUAACAUACAUGUGACCCUCUGACUAAUGUUUUAGCAGUGGAAGGGGGAAAUGAGAGCUGGGUGUACCCUUGUUUCCUUGGAAGGUUAGCGGGACUCAUUUCUCUUCACCAGUGAUAUAAACAAAUGAUUCUGAACCCACAGUUAACC